This is a messenger RNA of Astrephomene gubernaculifera, 1318 nucleotides long. NCBI's taxonomy places the organism in Eukaryota, Viridiplantae, Chlorophyta, Chlorophyceae, Chlamydomonadales, Astrephomenaceae. The record is from the annotation of a GenBank genome assembly.
CAUAACUAUUACACACACUGAGUCGGAUAGAUGGGAAACCAGACAUCUGGUGAGGCCGGAGCGUCCGCAGAGACCGAAGACAGCGUGCUGCCUAUAACUGAAGCGCCUGCGCAAGACAACACAUCACGGCACCUUAGAGAGCAAGACAGUCUAGUUCGUUAUGACACAGUCACAAUUGAUAAAAAUGACGUCGUCAAUUUACCUCCGCGUGAGGGUCUUCGAAACGACAUUCCCAGAGGUGCUCCAGGACUGGGCUCCGGAGCAGAUACAUCUGCGGGCGGGUAUCCUAUUAGCUCUCCAUUGGGGCUCGCGGCAAGUGCUCCUUCGGUCAGUUACCUAGCCCAGCGGACAGUUGAAGAUGCGCACGUCCCGGAGCAGGCGGCCAGUGGCCUGCCUCCUCGCAAUCCAUCAUCUCGGACCUGGGAAAUGGACCGGCAAGGGGCCGGCCCUCCCCUCCGCCCGCCGGGUCCCCAAUCCUUGUCGUCUAUCAACUCACUCACGGCGUGGGACGUGGAAGCCGAAGCCUUGCCGCUGCGUCCGCCACCGCCCCCUCAACCACCGCCCCCAUCCAAUCCCGCAACCACCUCAACCACCGCCACGCCCAUCACCUACAUGACCGUGUCAGACGUAGAAACCGCCGACGAACUAGCUGACGCCGCCACUGAAGCAGCCGCAGCAGCAGCAGCGCCUCACAAGCGCUCCUCCUCACAACCGCCCUCCCCGUCACGGCCGCCACCCAAGCACCACAACCACCACCACCACCCGCAACAACAACAACACCAGCCCCUACUCCAAGACGCGGACGACGUUUCCUCCAUGCUGUUGCAGCCACGUCCCUCCUCCGACAGCUACGGCAGCGGCCCACGUUCCCUCGGACUGCGACCCCGUGAAGCCCGUCCGGACAGCCCCAGCUGGCGCCGCAGCAGCAGCCGCCGCCGAGUCGGCAGCUUUGGAAGCUUCGGCGCUGCCAGCGGCGACAGCUGCGGCGCACGCAUCAGCGAGGAAAGCGACACCGAGGCUGCCUGCCGUACCCGGGGGCUGGAUACCAUGACCUCGCCGCGCGGCGCCCACAACACGGGUACUGCAGCGGCGGCGGUGGCGAACGCAUCCAUGCUGGCAGCCGCAGCAGUGGCACCGUUACCAGCAGUUGCAGCAACGGCGGCGGCGGCGGCGUUAGCGCCUGUCGGUCCGCCUCCCUUGCGGGUGCCGCCGCACAACGUGAUGCCGCUGCAGGUGCCCUCCCCCGCCGGCGCACCAGCAGCCGCAGCCACCACGCCCACCCCCACCACGGCGACACGCGGGGGCGGCAGCAGGUGGG